Eimeria mitis is the source of this 1191-nucleotide messenger RNA. RefSeq names its product protein-l-isoaspartate o-methyltransferase, putative. Gene Ontology annotation, biological process: protein modification process. Gene Ontology annotation, cellular component: cytoplasm. The record is from RefSeq and is a predicted model, not a curated record. The coding region runs from base 1 to 1191 and encodes 396 amino acids. The transcript is spliced from 4 exons. Lineage: Eukaryota; Apicomplexa; Conoidasida; Eucoccidiorida; Eimeriidae. Gene Ontology annotation, molecular function: protein-L-isoaspartate (D-aspartate) O-methyltransferase activity.
AUGCUGUUGCACUGCGGACGAGGCGGCGUGGCGCGCGCAUCGAUCUGCGGUGUAUGGACAGCGGCAACCGUGGCAGCAGCAGUAGCUGUUUCACUGUCUUUUUCUGCUGAGACGUCUGCUCCUUCUUUUCUCACUUUUCCUCCUCCCCACAGUCGCCCUAGCUCCCUCGCCUCCCGCUUCCUGGCGCAACACAGAGCAGCCCUAGCUGCGCGGUCACUGCGGCACCAACAGCAACUCCAGCAGCAGCAACCGCAACAGCAGCAGCAGGGUUCUCCUGUAUCUGCGUUUUUGGCUUCUGUAGGGGCUGGCCAGUCGGGUGUGCAGCGGCAGGGGCCCCCCGCUUUAUCCUUUUCUUCUCUGCCAAGGGGCCCCCCAUCCUCUAGGGCCCCAGGCGACCCCACGGGGGCCCCCGUAGGCGCUGCUGAGGGGGCCUCCCCGCAGCAGUACCCAGCAGCAACGAUGGCGUGGCAUAGCCAUGGAAGGACAAACAAAGAGCUGGUGGAGAACCUGAGGAGGGCCGGGGUCUUCACAGAUCAACGUGUGUAUGAGACGAUGGUGCAGGUUGACCGUGGUUAUUUUGUAAAGGAAGACCCUUAUCUGGAUAUGCCUCAAUCUAUUGGCUUUGGGGCCACCAUCUCUGCCCCUCAUAUGCAUGCGAUUGCACUGCAGCAAUUAAAAGAUGAACUGAAAUGGGGGAAUAGAGCGCUUGAUGUUGGCAGCGGCACGGGGUACCUAACAGUUUGUAUGGGCCUCAUGGUGGGGGCGGGCGAGGAGGGGGGGGGAAUAGCCAUAGGCAUGGAUUACAUACAAGGCCUCGUAGACCUCUCCAGAAGGAACGUGGCUGCUGGAUAUCCUCAGCUGUUGCAGAGCAAGAACUUUGAGUUGAUAAAAGGGGACGGUUGGGCUGGGGGCCCCUCAUGGGGGGCCCCAUAUGAUGCGAUUCAUGUGGGUGCAGCAGCAGCAGCAGUUCCUGCUGCGCUGCUGCAGCAGCUUGCUCCAGGGGGUAAGAUGGUGAUUCCGGUGGAGUGCAAGAGAGGCCGUAUAACCCUUGAGGGUUUAGGGGAGAGAGAAAUAGGAGGAGAGCUUGGGGGGGGGCAGGCCCUGGUUGCUGUCAAUAAGAACGAAGAGGGGACUGUCUCCGUUAAGUAUGUCACCAGUGUGGUGUAUGUACCCCUUGUACGCACCUCCUAA